UCCGGCGCCUGCCCAGCUCUGCAGGCUCGGCCGCUGGCCGCUGGCCGCUGCCCGGCACUGGGCUCCCGGCGCUGCAAGGCGGAGAGGCCCGGGCCGGACGCCGCCCGCGCACAGCCCUGGCCGCGGCCCCGGGCGCAGCAGCGUGACGGGGGGCGGGGCCGGCUGGGGAGUCUCUGGCGGGGCUGGUGACAGCGCUGGGGGCUCCGGGGCCGGCCGCCGCGUGACCCGCCGCGCUUACUCACACCCAGCGGGUGCUCCGGGCGGGUCGUGUCCACCGCUCCCCAGCCGGUGACGCCGGGGAUCUCUCUUAUGGUGGCUUUCUCUGACAUGCCAAAGCUACCCGAGUAUUCAGAACUGAGUGACUCUUUAACUCUUGCCGUGGGAACAGCAAGAUUCUCGGGACCCUUGCACAGAGCAUGGAGAAUGAUGAAUUUUCGCCAGCGGAUGGGAUGGAUUGGAGUGGGAUUGUACCUGUUGGCAAGUGCAGCAGCAUUUUACUAUGUUUUUGAAAUCAAUGAGACUUACAACAGACUGGCCUUGGAACACAUUCAGCAGCACCCAGAGGAGCCCCGGGAAGGGACCACAUGGACGCACUCCUUGAAGGCUCGGUUCCUCUCCCUGCCAUUUUGGUUUUGGACAGUUGUUUUUCUGAUACCUUACUUACAGAUGUUUUUGUUCCUAUAUUCUUGUACAAGAGCUGACCCCAAAACGGUGGGCUACUGUAUCAUCCCCAUAUGCGUGGCAGUUAUUUGCAAUCGUCACCAGGCGUUUGUCAAGGCUUCCAAUCAGAUCAGCAGACUGCAGCUAAUUGACACGUAGACUCAGUCGCCGUUUUCCCCUUGUGAUUACAAAACUGCCAGUGCUGUGUGGAGCCUGAUCACAAGACCAGUUUUUUUCCACAGAUCUCAGGAAGUUGUGGUGGGGCAGAGGCUUUUUAAAAAAUGUCACUGGGGGCUAUCUUUAUCUGACUAAUGAGUGUUUAGGUGAAGCCUGAGAUACAGUACUACAAAAUAAUGUUGUUGACCAGAUUUUGGAAGUAAAAUCAUGUCUGUUCUUUGCAUUCUUCAGAAACUUGAAUAAGUUCCUAAGCUCCUAUUUUUUUCCUACUGUGCAACCUAGCGAUGAUUCAGAGAUUUUUCCUUUGGGGAAAAAAAAUGAACAUGAACAUUUCCAUUGUGUUUAAUGUGUAAAAAGGUCCAAACAUGGUCAUAAAAUUUAAAUUUUAUACAAUUA
Messenger RNA from Pipistrellus kuhlii (Kuhl's pipistrelle), 1233 nucleotides. RefSeq names its product transmembrane protein 251 (gene LYSET). The transcript is spliced from 2 exons. The coding region runs from base 310 to 819 and encodes 169 amino acids. Lineage: Eukaryota; Metazoa; Chordata; Mammalia; Chiroptera; Vespertilionidae. The record is from RefSeq and is a predicted model, not a curated record.